CGCUCUGGGAGUGUGACGUCACCUCGCGGGCCCCCGUAAUGCGGCCUGCGCGGGAGGAAGCCGGGGAGUCAGGGAAGGGGGCGCGCCUCCCCUCGGCGAUGCCGGGGCCCGCCCGUUCCCCAAGGCUUUGUUCCUUUGUUCUGGGCCGGGCUAGCUGAGGUGCGGGGCAGCCCGCCUUCUGGUGUGUCCCGCAACAGGACCUCCUGGCUACGCUGUAACAGAGUCUGAGGUGCGAUUGUAAGACGUGUGUCCCGGACUGCAUCUUGUGCCUUGAGGCCAACCUCGGAGGGCAUAAGGCACCCACCCUGGAAGGGGAGCGGGACAUUCAAGCCCCAGACUGAAGCUGCCUGGGUGUCCACGUGUCCAAGUUCUAGCGGAACCCGUAAAGCUCCUGAGAUGGCAGGCCUGUCCUUUGCAGACUCUGCCAGUCUCCACCAGGGACAUCCUCUACUCCCAUCAACUAGUUUUCGGGAAUCAGUGACCUUUAAGGAUGUUGUCGUGAACUUCACCCAGGAAGAAUGGAAACACCUGGAUCCUACACAAAGAGAUUUGUUCAGAGAUGUGACAUUGGAAAAUUAUACACACCUGGUCUCCAUAGGACUCCAGGUUUCCAAACCUGAUAUGAUUUCCCAGCUAGAGCAAGGGACAGAGCCAUGGAUUGAGGAGUCAUGCAUUCCUGUUGGUUCCAUGGGAGACUGGAAGAUAAGACCUGAAAAUAGUGUGUCACCCCUAGAACUUGACAUUUCUGAACAACAUCAGUCUUCAAAGGCAGUAGUAAACAAUUGCAAAAGGGAUGAUUACAGCUUCAGUGUCGUAGAAAUGUGGAAAUCUGAUGGAAGUUUACAGAACCUUCAGGCAAACCAACAGACUCUGCCACGGGAAAUAAAAAUAACUGAGGAAACAGCCCCCACUUGUGAGAGCAGUCUCCGUGUGAGUUCAAGCCUUGUAACACAAACAGAAGUAGUUGUGGAACAAACUUCCAUCAAAACAAGAGCUAAGCAGAAUUCACUCCCCAUCAAAAAAGAGAAGCUAUGUAAGUGCAAUGAAUGUGGUAAAGCUUUUACUUACUGUUCUGCUCUCAUUCGCCAUCAAAGAACACAUACUGGAGAAAAACCCUAUAAAUGUAAUGAAUGUAACAAAGCUUUCAGCCGAAGUGAAAACCUUAUAAAUCAUCAGAGAAUUCAUACAGGAGAUAAACCAUACAAAUGUGACCAGUGUGGAAAGGGUUUUAUUGAGGGUCCAUCUCUCACUCAACAUCAAAGAAUUCAUACUGGAGAAAAGCCCUACAAAUGUGAUGAAUGUGGGAAGGCCUUUAGUCAGAGGACCCAUCUUGUUCAGCAUCAGAGAAUUCACACUGGUGAGAAACCAUACACUUGUAAUGAGUGUGGAAAAUCCUUCAGCCAGAGAGGUCACUUUAUGGAGCACCAGAAAAUUCAUACAGGAGAAAAACCUUUCAAAUGUGAAGAAUGUGAAAAAACCUUCACCAGGAGCACACACCUUACUCAACACCAAAAAAUUCAUACUGGAGAGAAAACCUAUAAGUGUAAUGAGUGUGGCAAGGCCUUCAAUGGGCCUUCAACAUUCAUCCGUCACCAUAUGAUUCAUACUGGGGAAAAGCCUUAUGAAUGCAAUGAGUGUGGAAAAGCCUUCAGUCAGCACUCAAACCUGACUCAACAUCAAAAAACACACACUGGUGAAAAACCCUAUGAUUGUGCAGAGUGUGGAAAAUCCUUUAGCUAUUGGUCAUCCCUUGCUCAACAUCUGAAAAUUCAUACAGGAGAAAAGCCGUACAAAUGCAGUGAUUGUGGAAAGGCCUUCAGUUACUGCUCAUCCCUUACUCAGCAUCGGCGAAUUCACACUCGAGAAAAACCCUUUGAGUGCAGUGAGUGUGGGAAGGCUUUCAGUUAUCUGUCAAACCUUAAUCAGCAUCAGAAAACUCACACCCAGGAGAAAGCCUAUGAAUGUAAGGAAUGUGGGAAAGCCUUUAUUCGGAGUUCAUCUCUUGCUAAGCAUGAAAGAAUUCAUACUGGAGAGAAGCCUUAUCAGUGUCAUGAAUGUGGGAAAACCUUCAGCUAUGGCUCAUCGCUCAUUCAGCAUAAGAAAAUCCAUACUGGUGAAAGACCUUACAAGUGUAAUGAAUGUGGGAGAGCCUUUAACCAGAAAAUACACCUUACACAACACAAGAGAAUUCAUACAGGAGCAAAGCCGUAUUCAUGUCCCAAGUGUGGUAAGACCUUUCGACACUGUUCAUCUCUUGCACAACAUCAAAAAACACACACAGAAGAAAAAGCCUACCAGUGCAACAAAUGUGAAAAAACCUUUAGCCAGAACUCCCAUCUAACUCAGCAUCAGCAAAUUCAUACAGAAGAGAAGCCCUAUAAGUGCAUUGAAUGUGACAAAUCCUUUACCCAGAGCAUGCACCUAACUGAACAUCAGAGUAUUCACACUGGAGAAAAACCUUACAAUUGUCAUGAAUGCCCAAAGACUUUCAGCCAGAGCACAUACCUCAUUCAGCAUCAGAAGAUUCAUUCAGGAGAGAAGCUUUUUGGAUGUGAUGACUGUGGAAAAGCCUUCAGGUAUCGCUCUGCUCUAACCAAACACCAGAGACUGCACCCUGGUAUAGCUGCUCUAGGAACAUCAUAAAUGUAGCUGCUGUUUUCACUUUGGUUUUUAUAGUGAUGAAUCAGAGCGGGGUAAGGAACCCCUAAAUUAUUUUAAAUAUUCCCUAUCUCAUGAUGAGAUAGUCCUUUGGGCUGAUCUAAUCCAAGUAUGUCAUUAAACAACAUUGUGACAAGCUA
Molecule: messenger RNA, 2798 nt
Organism: Cricetulus griseus (Chinese hamster)
Lineage: Eukaryota; Metazoa; Chordata; Mammalia; Rodentia; Cricetidae
Source: RefSeq, a predicted model, not a curated record